Molecule: messenger RNA, 4794 nt
Organism: Malania oleifera
Lineage: Eukaryota; Viridiplantae; Streptophyta; Magnoliopsida; Santalales; Ximeniaceae
Product: putative lysine-specific demethylase JMJ16
Exons: 12
Coding region: 559-4260 (1233 amino acids)
Biological process (GO): chromatin remodeling
Cellular component (GO): nucleus
Molecular function (GO): histone H3K4me/H3K4me2/H3K4me3 demethylase activity
Source: RefSeq, a predicted model, not a curated record
GGGAUUUGGACUUUGGCCUGCACCCUAAUAAAGCUCUCAUUGAUUUCUAGCAAAAAACUGAAUGGCCCUUAAUAUAAAUCUUUUCACAUGACCCUUCUGUUUGUCUAGGGUUAGGGUUUGUAUGAAGGAAUUUUUUUCUUCUGUUUGCAACAAUUUUUGUUCUUCCAGAAAUACCCUUUAUCUGGGUCUCUCUGAAUUUGGUCAAUUUUCUUGAAAAUUUUGGAGUUUCUUGACAUCAUUUGGAUUGGAUAGGGGUUUCUGGGGCAAGAGGAAAGGUGGGUCUUGUUUGUCAUAUCUGGAUUUGUGGGUACCCCUGAGCCCAGAUUUUUUUUUUUUUUAUUUUCUGUAACAAAAGCGAUUUGCAACUGGGUUAGGGUCAGAUCUGUUGAAUCGCUUUACCCUCUUUGUUCUUUAGUUUAAUUUUUCAAUUUUUUAGGGUUUUCUUCUUCUGGGUUUCUUGAAUUUCGCUUGUUUGAUGAUAAAGUGGGUUUGGUCAAUGACGUUUGAGCUGCUUUAGGUCAAAUCCUAAAUUCAGAUUCUGAUUCAAGUAUAUGAUUGAUGGGAAUGGAACCUGUUGGAGCUUGUCCUAAGGAAGAGGAUAUUGAAAUUCCAGCAGUUCCGCCAGGUUUUGAGUCACUUGCACCUUUUUACCUAAAGAGAGUGGAUGAUAGCAAAGAUAUGAUUAGCUGCUCAGCCUCCACAAGUGCUUCGGAAUCACAAUCAGUCCACAUGGAAAAUGAGCGUGACAUUAAUGAUGCUGCAAAGGUUACUAGGUCCCUCAGGCGCAGGCCUUGGAUAAACUACAGCCGAUUUGAUAACAGUUCAGAUGAUGAGUCAGAGAUUCAGAAGCCUGCUCAAAAUCUCCCUUCAAUGCCUCGCCUUCCCAAGGGGGUCAUCCGUGGAUGUUCAGAUUGCAGUGACUGCCAAAAGGUCAUGGCAAAAUGGCGUCCGGAAGAUGGUUGCAAACCUGACCUUGAGGAAGCUCCUGUGUUCUACCCCAGUGAAGAGGAAUUCAAAGAUACUUUAAAAUAUAUAGCAAGUAUACGUCCUAGGGCAGAAGAAUAUGGGAUUUGUCGCAUUGUUCCUCCUCCUUCCUGGAAACCUCCUUGCCCUCUUACGGAAAAACAUAUUUGGGAGAGUUCUAAAUUUGCUACUCGUGUCCAAAGGAUUGACAAACUUCAAAAUCGGAAUUCAAUGAGAAAGUUGUCAAAGAUGUACAACCAUGUGAGAAGGAAAAGGAGAAGAUGCACAAGAAUGGGGGCAGAUCGUGGGACUGCUAGUGAGAGUAUUUCUGUUCCUGGUGAUUCUGGAUUAUAUGAGGCUGAGAGGUUUGGGUUUGAACCUGGUCCAGAGCUUACUCUUGAUGCAUUUCAGAAAUAUGCUGAUGAUUUCAAGAGUCAGUACUUCAGCAAGAAUAAAAGUGCUGCAGAUUUGGAAGGUAAUGUGACCACACAAUGGGAGCCAUCAGUGGAGAAUAUUGAGGGCGAGUAUUGGCGGAUGGUAGAGAAACCUACUGAUGAAAUUGAGGUCCUUUAUGGGGCUGAUCUGGAGACUGGAGUUUUUGGGAGUGGGUUCCCAACAAUGUCAAAUCAAGUCACUUCUGCUUCAGAUGACCAGUAUAUAAAAUCAGGAUGGAACUUAAAUAACUUUCCUAGGCUUCCAGGUUCUGUCCUCUCUUAUGAAAGUGGUGAUAUAUCUGGUGUUCUGGUUCCAUGGUUGUAUAUAGGAAUGUGCUUUUCCUCGUUUUGUUGGCAUGUUGAAGAUCACCAUUUAUAUUCUUUGAAUUAUAUGCAUUGGGGUGCCCCAAAAAUGUGGUAUGGUGUCCCGGGGAGAGAUGCCCUUAAAUUGGAGGAGGCUAUGAGAAAGCAUUUACCUGAUCUAUUUGAAGAACAGCCCGACUUACUUCAUAAAUUGGUCACACAACUUUCCCCCUCCAUACUUAAAUCUGAGGGGGUACCUGUGCACCGGUGUGUCCAGAAUCGUGGGGAAUUCGUUCUGACAUUCCCUCGUGCAUAUCAUUCUGGAUUUAACUGCGGCUUCAAUUGCGCUGAAGCAGUAAAUGUAGCUCCUGUUGACUGGUUGCCCCAUGGUCAAAAUGCCAUAGAGCUCUAUCGUGAGCAGGGACGAAAGACUUCCAUUUCCCAUGAUAAACUGUUGCUUGGGGCGGCGAGGGAAGCAGUUAGAGCACAUUGGGAACUUCAUUUACUGAAAAAGGAUACUUUGGAUAACUUAAGGUGGAAAGAUGUUUGUGGGAAGGAUGGCAUCUUAGCGAAAUCACUCAAGGCACGUGUUGAAAUGGAGCGUGUGAGUAGGGAAUUUCUGUGCAAUUCUUCGCACGCAGAGAAGAUGAAGAGUAAUUUUGAUGCCACCAAUGAGAGGGAAUGCAGUCUAUGCUUUUUUGAUUUGCACCUCUCUGCAGCAGGUUGUCAGUGUUCCCCAGAAAGAUUUGCAUGCCUUCAUCAUGCAAAGCAAUUCUGUUCAUGCUCUCAGAACACCCGAUUUUUUCUCUUUCGUUAUGACAUCAAUGAAUUAAAUAUCCUUGUUGAAGCCUUGGAAGGAAAAUUAAGUGCCAUAUACAGAUGGGCAAGAUUAGAUCUUGGCUUGGCUCUAAGUUCUUCCAUCUCCAGAGACAAUUUCCAAGUUCCAGGUUUUCUUGGUAAAUUAUCUCAUAGCCAAACAGGAGCUGUUUCAGAAAAGAUGACUUCAGAAUCGAUAAUAGCUUCAUUUAAAGAACUAAAAGGGGAAGAAAACACUAGAGAAACCAUAAUCAACCCACCAGGGACUGUUGGAGUGGCCUCACAAUUGAAAGGGAAUCCAGCAGAAGCUGUUUUGGAGGAAGGAAAAGCAUCAUCUAUGUUUUCUGUGCCUUCGAAUGAUACUGAUGCAGCUAAUCAUAGCUCUCGGUUAAAAAAUGAUUCAUUUGAGUCGUUACCUUCCAACAGCCUAUUUUGUAAGCUUUCUCAAGAAGACACAUCAUACUAUGACAACUUGGCUGCAGAAGAAGCUGAACUAAAGAAUCAUGCAGGACUGAGACGUGCUAAUGUUAUAUACCUUAGUGAUGAUGAGGGUGAGGAGAUCAAAAAGCCAGUUUUGGAUAGAGCUAACAAAACUUCCUCUGCAAGACAUUUGGAACCUUCUGAGAGGUUGGUGACUUCUGAUUGCCAGGCAAGUCUAUGUAACCAUGAUAAGGAGCAGGCCUUGACAACACCAAUGACCAAUGCCAUGGUGAUGGGUGAAGGAGAUGUAAAUUUGUUGCCGGAUGUGGAAAAGAAUGCUGUUUCGUGCCAUGUAGGUUCUACUGGUGCAGGUUUUGAGAAAAAUAGGGGCACUGAUAAUGACAUGACAAGGGUCUCAAGUUACCCCAUGCAUACACAGCCUUGUGGCAGUGGAAAUUUUUACGGGGAGAAUAAAGUUGAAAGAAUGGGAUUAAAUGCCAGUUCAAAGUCAGUGGAUGAUGUCCAAACUGUCUCAGGAAGCCCAUCUUGCUCUCAAAAUAAUUUGGACAGAUACUUCCGCCAGAAGGGUCCUCGCAUUGCAAAGGUAGUGCGGAGGAUCAACAGGAAUGUUGAACCUCUGGAAUUCGGAGUUGUAUGCCCUGGCAAGCUAUGGUGCAGUAGUCGAGCCAUUUUCCCCAAGGGAUUUAGAAGUCGAGUUAGGUACAUUAGCAUUUUAGAUCCCACAACUAUGUGUAAUUAUUUGUCGGAAAUUCUGGAUGCUGGAAAGGAUGGACCUCUGUUUAUGGUUUCUUUGGAGGAAUGUCCAAGUGAGGUAUUCAUUCACGUUUCAGCUUCUAAAUGCUGGGAAAUGGUGAUUGACAGAGUGAAUCAAGAGAUCACAAAGCAGCAUAAGUUGGGAAGAAUGAAGCUUCAUCCUUUACAGCCUCCUGGGAGUCUUGAUGGCCUCGAAAUGUUUGGUUUUUCUUCACCAGCAAUCAUGCAGAUUAUCGAGUCAAUGGACAGGAAUCGAGUCUGUGCAGAGUAUUGGAAAUCCCGACCCCAAAUGCAGUCUCCACAACAUUCUCAAUCCAAAGACAGCAGUGAAAGCUUCUUUCUGAAUUCCAAGGAACUAACUGAUAAAGAGGCAUGUGGGAAUCAGUCAUUAGCCAUUGGAGUUGAUAUGAUACUCAGAGGCCUGUUCAAGAAAGCAAACUCGGAAGAAUUACGUUCGCUAUGUAGCAUUUUGAGUGGCAAUAAUGCAACUGCUGACCAAGGCCUGGUGACUCGGCUUCUCAAUGAAGAGAUUGACAAGCACCCCAGAUGAUACUGGUCUCAAAGGGAUUUGAAACAAUACCUUUCUAUGCAGUUUGAACUUUGUAAAUUCUGAACACUGCUUUCAGGUUGCUUAUUCUUUCAUCCUGGUCAUUCUCCCAUGGACUAAUACCAUUCCGACAGUUUGUGACAGCAAAGAAGCUGAACGUUCAUCUGGUGAAUGCCCCUGUUUUUGUAAUAUGGUGCUCAAAGUCUUCUAGCAGGGGAGUUAACACAUACGUCUAAAUCUUUAUUAGUUUUUUCUCAGUAACACUGAUGUGAGCUCUCAGUCUCAUUCUCAGUGUACUGACUCAUUCAAAAUGUUAGAAGAUUACUGAUUGCGCUCAUUGAAAAUUAACACCAUUUUUUGUAUAAAUAAUUAGUUUUGAGGACUUGCUAGAGAUUCACAGAGAUUUACAUACCAUUUAGUUUUCACUUUACCUUUCCUUGAGGGUGAUUAUGCUUGUAGAGUGAGGAAUGAGGAUCAAGAAAGUUUACAUUUUAAAAAAUUGGCAUCAAUAUCAUUUCCAUACAAGCUUUCAUGAAA